This is a messenger RNA of Strongylus vulgaris, 324 nucleotides long. Lineage: Eukaryota; Metazoa; Nematoda; Chromadorea; Rhabditida; Strongylidae. The record is from the annotation of a GenBank genome assembly.
CUUGAACCGCUUGCUACCCUUAUUGUCGGCCUCAUAAUGGUAUUUGCUAAUCUGCUUGUUCUGGAGGAAGCUGCUUCAGACAGCAUAACUGGCAAUCUUCAUCCAAAAGUCGGCAUUCCAACACUCGUUAUUUUAUGCACAGGAACAUCGAUCAAGGCAGUGUUAUUCAUUAUCUUGCGUUCGAGAAACACUUCCACCAGUCGCGUGCUAGCAAUCGAUCAACGAAAUGAUUGCAUUACGAAUGUUGUCGCCCUGGCUGGUGCUUAUGUGGGCCACAGAUGGUGGAAGUAUGCAGAUCCCAUUGGUGCAACGAUUGUGAGGUAA